This is a messenger RNA of Spinacia oleracea (spinach), 2148 nucleotides long. RefSeq lists its product as uncharacterized. The transcript has 16 exons. Lineage: Eukaryota; Viridiplantae; Streptophyta; Magnoliopsida; Caryophyllales; Amaranthaceae. Gene Ontology annotation, molecular function: DNA binding. Gene Ontology annotation, cellular component: alpha DNA polymerase:primase complex. The coding region runs from base 107 to 1957 and encodes 616 amino acids. Gene Ontology annotation, biological process: DNA replication; DNA replication initiation. The record is from RefSeq and is a predicted model, not a curated record.
UACCCGCUGAAGUUUCCCGCCAUUUGCAGUUCCCCUCUUUCUUCACUGCUGAACUCCAAAAACCCUCUUCUUCGCAAACCCUAAUUUCCGAAAAAAAAUCCAGCAAAUGGAGGCUGAAAUCAAAGAAGAAUUCAACAAAAAUGGAAUAAACAUCGCCGAUGAUGCAGUCCUCAACAAAUGUCUUACUUUGUGUACAGAUUACAAGCUUUCACCUUCAGAUCUAGUCUCGAGCUGGGAAGUUUACUAUCUUAACAGGCAAUUGAAUGAGUCUACAGUGCAUAAUGGUGAAAUGAAUGGAUUUGUGUUGCACCUACAAAAUGAGCAGAAAGAAGCAUUUAUAAAGGAGGAGCCUGGUUUGCAUGCAUAUUCCAUUCGUGAUGUAGAUAUGCUCUUGAACUAUGAACCAGAAGAUACAAAAGAGGGUAUUCUAGACACCCCUACUGACAGACCCACAGCUCAAUAUGAAGAGUUAGGUGAUUCAAGGAAUGGAACAAAUGGAAGCCCCCUCUCAACCAGUAAGCAGUCCAGCAUUAUGACACCCUUUGGACAGAGAACCAAUAAAUUUGCGGUUCAGUUCCAGACCAGGACUCAACCUAUUGGAGAAAGUGGAAACAAAGAAUCUGAAGAUGAAGAUAUGGGAGAUGAAAUUAUUCGAAGGGCUCAACCAAAGAAUAGGUGCUCAUUAGUGAUUCAAGGAUCCAAGCCAGAACCUGGUUGCAGAUUUAUGUAUGAUAGAAUUGAAGACAGGUUUAAUUCUCUUGUGGAUCGCAUCAAUAAACAUACAUCAGCAUUUCUUGCUUCUGGACAAUAUGAAGAACCUGUAGAUCCUACAACAGCCUCUCAGAAAAGCAUGUUUGCUGUUGGAAUGAUCUGCUGUGAGGGAGAAGGCCGCCUGAAUGAGAAUUCAGUCUUAUUACAAAGCAGUGUUGAGCAUUCAGGAGGAGAACAUGUACGCCUCGAAUUAAAAAAAGUGAACCAAUAUUCCAUUUUUCCAGGGCAGGUGGUGGGUGUUAUUGGAACCAAUCCCAGUGGUCAUUGCUUAGUGGCUUCGAAAUUAGUGGAUGCUAUUCCGCUGCUACCAUCUGUUGAUUUUAAUCCUCAUCCUGCAAAGAGAUUAGCUCUGAAUGAACAGGGUCUUUCCAACCAUCAAUCACCCGCACUGGCUGAAAUAUCAGUGAUUGUGGCAGCAGGCCCUUUCACAACAACAGACAACUUGUUAUUUGAGCCUUUGAAAGAGCUGCUUGCAUAUGCAACUAGAAAGCCGCCACAGUUGCUUAUAUUGUUGGGACCUUUUGUUGAUUCUGAACACCCUGAGAUCCAGAAAGCAACCUUUGACCGGAGCUUCGAUGAAGUAUUUCAUCAAGAAAUCAUCAGAAGGUUGCGAGAUCAUGUUGAAUACAUGGGUUCUUCCACUCGUGUGCUUCUGGUGCCAUCUAUACGAGACGCUAACCAUGAUCAUGUUUUCCCUCAGCCUCCUUUUGACUUAAACCCUGAUAUGACUGACCAGAUUACGAGUCUCACCAAUCCAGGAAUAUUUGAUGCGAAUGAGGUUAAGGUGGGAUGCUGUUCUAUGGAUGUCAUAAAGCAUCUGAGUGGAGAAGAGAUAUCCAAGGAUCCGGCCCCAGGAGGCCGUUUGAGCAGAUUGGCAACGCAUAUUCUCAACCAACGCAGCUUCUACCCUUUAUAUCCACAAGCUGAGAGUGUUCCGUUGGACUUCUCAAUUGCUCCAGAAGCUCUAAAUAUUUCCUCCAUCCCACAUAUUCUCAUUCUACCGUCUGACUUGGCUCCUUUUGUAAAGGUGCUUUCGCUGAAUGAAGAAAUUGAAGAACAGGAGCGCGUUAAAUGCUUAUGUGUGAAUCCAGGGAGACUGGCAAAGGGUAUAGGAGGUGGUACAUUUCUGGAGCUUUACUACCAUGGAAGUCCAGAGACAGCAUAUGGUACAAUCUUUCGAAUUUAGAAUGUAGGAACUGAGCGUAGGACUACAAUUCCCAGUCCAAUUCAAACAUGUCGGAUUGGACUGGACUCAAAAAUAGUUUGUACAGGAUUGGACUCAAAUCUUGAGUCCAAACCCCAAAUUUGAGCCUAUAUGUAUAAUGUAUUUACUUACUCCAUAUUUGAUUUUUUUAUGAAAUUUGAUUUUAUUUUUUA